Messenger RNA from Phodopus roborovskii (desert hamster), 1816 nucleotides. RefSeq names its product chaperonin containing TCP1 subunit 6A (gene Cct6a). Gene Ontology annotation, biological process: protein folding. Gene Ontology annotation, cellular component: chaperonin-containing T-complex. The coding region runs from base 85 to 1680 and encodes 531 amino acids. The record is from RefSeq and is a predicted model, not a curated record. NCBI's taxonomy places the organism in Eukaryota, Metazoa, Chordata, Mammalia, Rodentia, Cricetidae. The transcript has 14 exons. Gene Ontology annotation, molecular function: ATP-dependent protein folding chaperone; ATP hydrolysis activity; ATP binding.
AGGGGCGGGCCAGGUGCGUAAGACUUUUCGAGAAGACCCGCUUAGAGCACGUUGUUCUCGGCCUCUCCCUGAGUUAGGCCAGCCAUGGCGGCGGUGAAGACCCUAAACCCUAAAGCCGAGGUGGCCCGGGCGCAGGCAGCGCUGGCGGUGAACAUCAGCGCAGCACGGGGCCUGCAGGAUGUACUGAGGACCAACUUGGGGCCUAAGGGCACCAUGAAGAUGCUUGUUUCUGGUGCUGGAGACAUCAAGCUUACUAAAGAUGGCAAUGUGCUGCUUCACGAAAUGCAAAUUCAACACCCAACAGCCUCUUUAAUAGCAAAGGUAGCCACAGCCCAAGAUGACAUAACUGGUGAUGGUACUACAUCCAAUGUCCUUAUCAUUGGAGAGCUGCUAAAACAGGCAGACCUCUACAUUUCUGAGGGUCUUCAUCCCAGGAUAAUAACUGAAGGUUUUGAAGCUGCAAAGGAAAAGGCACUCCAGUUUUUGGAGCAAGUCAAAGUAAGCAGAGACAUGGACAGAGAAACACUCAUCGAUGUGGCCAGAACAUCUCUGCGAACUAAAGUUCAUGCUGAACUUGCAGAUGUCUUAACAGAGGCUGUAGUGGACUCGGUUUUGGCCAUUAAGAAAAAAGAUGAACCCAUUGACCUCUUCAUGGUUGAGAUCAUGGAGAUGAAACAUAAAUCUGAAACUGAUACAAGCUUAAUCAGAGGGCUUGUUUUGGAUCAUGGAGCACGGCAUCCUGAUAUGAAGAAAAGAGUGGAAAAUGCCUAUAUCCUCACAUGCAAUGUGUCUUUAGAAUAUGAGAAAACAGAAGUGAAUUCUGGGUUCUUUUACAAGAGUGCAGAAGAGAGAGAAAAACUAGUAAAGGCUGAAAGAAAAUUCAUUGAAGAUAGAGUUAAAAAGAUAAUAGAACUGAAAAAGAAAGUCUGUGGUGAUUCAGAUAAAGGAUUUGUUGUUAUUAACCAAAAGGGGAUUGACCCCUUUUCUUUGGAUGCCCUUGCAAAAGAAGGUAUUGUGGCUCUGCGAAGGGCCAAGAGGAGAAACAUGGAGAGGCUGACACUUGCUUGUGGUGGUAUAGCUCUGAAUUCCUUAGAUGACCUGAAUCCUGACUGUUUGGGACAUGCGGGUCUUGUCUAUGAGUAUACGUUGGGCGAAGAGAAGUUCACCUUUAUUGAGAAAUGUAACAAUCCCCGUUCUGUCACAUUACUGAUUAAAGGACCAAAUAAGCACACGCUGACUCAAAUCAAGGAUGCAAUAAGAGAUGGCUUGAGGGCUGUCAAAAAUGCUAUUGAUGAUGGCUGUGUUGUCCCGGGCGCUGGCGCAAUAGAAGUGGCAAUGGCAGAAGCACUGAUUAAAUACAAGCCCAGCGUGAAGGGCAGGGCUCAGCUUGGAGUGCAGGCAUUCGCAGAUGCCUUGCUCAUUAUUCCCAAGGUUCUUGCGCAGAACUCUGGUUUUGACCUUCAGGAAACAUUAGUUAAAGUUCAAGCUGAACAUUCAGAAUCGGGUCAGCUUGUAGGUGUGGACUUGAACACAGGUGAGCCAAUGGUGGCAGCAGAGAUGGGUGUGUGGGAUAACUACUGUGUGAAGAAGCAGCUGCUUCACUCCUGUACUGUGAUCGCCACCAACAUCCUCCUGGUUGAUGAGAUCAUGAGAGCGGGCAUGUCCUCUCUGAAAGGCUGAAGAGGUCCCUUGUCACUGCAUCUGUAAUGCUGCAGAAUGAUGUGGGGAAAUGAUCUUUUUUUGUCCAAGUGAUUUGGAAAAGAAUUUACUCUCCCCAGUUGAAGAAAAGGAACAAGACAUUUGGCACCUGUUCAAA